AUGUGUUGGAUAGUUUCUGUGGCAUGUUUACACAAUCACCUAGAAUCUUAUCUACUGAAUUCAUUAUCAUUACGAAUUGCUGAAUCGGCACCGCUCAAAACACAUAAAUAUUUUCGUGUUGCUGUUCCUCAAGCAUUAACUGGUCAAACACUUGUUGCCUUUUUACAGGAAUUGAUGUCAUUUGACGAUGCGGCUGAUGCAUUACAUUUGGCGACACUUCUCCUUCAACAUGGCUAUUUGUUUCCAGUUAUUGAACAUUCCCUUGUUGUUAAAGAUGAUAAUACAUUAUAUAGGCUUCAAUUACCUUAUUUUUGGCCAUCACAUGCUACUAACACCGAUAAUGUAGAAUAUGCCAUCUACCUAAAUAAACGAUUAAUGCGAAACGAAUUGAGGCAUGGUCUUGAAGAGGAUGAAGUUGAAGCAUAUAACAAAUUAUUAGAAUUAUUAGGUCAUAUGUGGGGAUUUAUAACGAUGCAGGCCGAAAUGCAGCUUAAAAUACAAAAGGAAAAAAAGAAAAGUGAUAAGGUAGUUUAUGAUAGUGAAGAGAGAGCUUUUUGGAGAACUCGCCGGCCUGGUCAGGCCAAUUGUCUUGAACAACAUAUUCAGAAAGUUGAAAAGAAGCUACGAAAAUGUACGGCGGCAGGUUAUAAAAAAGAGUUAGAGCGGCUGAAAUUUUUUCUUAAGACGAAACCAUGGCUGAAAGCGCUCAAAGCCAGUGAAACAAUGGUUUGUUGGUGUGAACAGUUUUAUGAUUAUGAUCCUUUUCUUACGACGCCACAACCAAGCAAUCCUUGGAUAUCAGAUGAUAUCACUUUAUGGGUGCUAAAUACUGAUUCGUAA
This is a messenger RNA of Dracunculus medinensis (Guinea worm), 840 nucleotides long. NCBI's taxonomy places the organism in Eukaryota, Metazoa, Nematoda, Chromadorea, Rhabditida, Dracunculidae. The record is from the annotation of a GenBank genome assembly.